GAUCUGGGGGUCAGAUCUGGUGUGUUUGUGUGUGUGUUUGUUUCCUGGGGAACAAGGAGAAAAGGGUUGAAGGGGAAAGGGAGAUAUGGGAGUUGAGGGUAGCUACAGGGAGGAAAUGAUGAAAAGAAAAAGGGUCUUUGGAGUGAAGUACUAAAAAGUUUCAGAAAAUUCACCAACAGAGAAAAAAAAAAAGGGAUUGAGGGGGAGUUCUGAUAGGGAAAUGUGUUGGAUUAAAGGAAAGAGUUGGGGUCUAGCAUGCUUUCUCCACUUCAGGCACUGGUUAUUGCCUUCCACCUCUCUUUAAACUGAAGGGGAGAUGGAAAGCUUCAUAAACAGCAAAAUGGGACUCUCUCGCUUAAACAUAGACCAUUCUACCUGAACUGGAGAUUCUCCUGGGACUGAAGCUAGAUGGGAUGAAAGUUUGGAAGGGAUGAGGAGAUACAGGAAUCACAGGAUCGGGGUUCCUUUCCAGGAUUUGACCAACCUUUGCCUUAAGGAGUCUCAGCCCCAGGAAGGAAGAUGUCUGAUGAUGAGGACAUGGAAGAAUAUGACCCCGAGGAGGAGGAACCAGAGGAAGAAAAAGAUGAAAAAGAGACAGAUGAAGAAGAGAAAGAGGAAGGGGAAGAAGCUGAAGAGUUCAUCCCCAAUCCCAUUACAGAGGACAUAAUGAAGGAAGGUCUCUCUUUGCUCUGCAAGACAGGCAAUGGACUCUCUCAUGCUUAUGUGAAGCUGGAGGCCAAGGAUAAGGAACUGACUGACAUUUCUCUACUGUCCUCCUAUAUCCACCUGCGUUACGUGGAUCUGUCUGAGAACCGGCUGUCAGACCUGUCACCGCUCAACAACCUGACUCACCUCCUCUGGCUCAAGCUUGACUACAAUCGGUUACAGAGUGCCCGAAUGGUAGAGCUGCCCUACUUGCAGAUUGCCAGCUUUGCCUACAAUCAAAUCAUUGACACCGAAGGCAUCACUCAUCCCAAAUUGGCCAGCCUGGAUCUCAAAGGGAACAACAUCAAGAAAAUAACAGGCUUAGACCCCCAAAAGCUCUCGAAUCUGCACACAUUAGAGCUGCGAGGGAACCAGCUGGAGAGUACCCUGGGACUUGAACUUCCUAAGCUGAAGAGUCUCUAUUUGGCCCAGAACCAGCUGAAGAAAAUAGAAGGAAUCGAAAAUCUACAACAACUUAGUACUUUGCAUCUUCGGGACAACAAAAUCAGUGAAUUGGAUGGCUUCUCUUCUGAAAUGAAGCUGCUGCAGUACCUUAAUCUUCGAGGGAACUUAGUGACAAAUAUGUCAGAAUUGAUUAAACUGAAAGAUUUGCCUCAACUUCGGGCCCUGAUCCUGUUGGAGAAUCCAUGCACAGAUGAAACCGACUACAGACAAGAAGCCCUGGUACAUUUACCCCAACUGGAACGGCUGGACAAGGAAUUCUAUGAGGAAGAGGAACGGGCAGAGGCUGAUGAAAUUAGACAGAGGUUAAAGGAAGAGCAAGAACAGGAAGUGGAUCAAGACCUGGAUGCCUACAUAGAUAAGGAGGCAGACGACAUUGAUGACAAUGCCUUCUGAGGUGCUGGUGCUAUACUGGUCUCCCCAUCGCUUUUUUCUUUCUCUUGGAAAGACCAUGUCCUUAGUCCAUCCUUGGAGGAAAAGGACCCAUUCAUUCCUCCUCCCCUGGAUCCCGGGAGUUGGAAGCACCUCCAGCUCAGCAUUUGUGAAAGGAGUGACAUAAGGAAAGCAGAAAAAGGAAGGCAGGCAGACCUAAAGGGAAUUCCUUUAAAUUUAUUUUUAUUUUUAUUUUUCUCAGCAAAAGUGGUGGGGGUAUGGAGGAUAGAACAGUCAGUAGUUUUAACAGGAUCCAGGCAAACCUGAAGGGGGAAGGGACAGACCCCGGGGACUUUAAAUACUGAAUCUUGCCAAGGUGAUAGGAAUUGGGGGGGGGGGGGAUGGUGCACGGGAGUGUGACCUGGGGGGACCGAAUUUUUUCCAAUAAAGAAAUUCUUGGGGCUGGUAUCUCUGUGGCUUUUGUACGUCGUUGUCAGCGUGUGACCCUGCGUUUCUGGGGGAGUGUGUCAGUGUCUGCCGGUUUCCCGGCGGUCUGCCUGGAUGCCAUCGUUC
This is a messenger RNA of Sarcophilus harrisii (Tasmanian devil), 2112 nucleotides long. It is a transcript of the gene LRRC23, whose product is annotated as leucine rich repeat containing 23. Gene Ontology annotation, molecular function: protein binding. The record is from RefSeq and is a predicted model, not a curated record. The coding region runs from base 520 to 1563 and encodes 347 amino acids. The transcript is spliced from 7 exons. Lineage: Eukaryota; Metazoa; Chordata; Mammalia; Dasyuromorphia; Dasyuridae.